GGGAGACAGGGUCCUACAACAAAAAUGCGUGUGGUUCAAUGUAGACGCCGGUGCCAAAGUCUAACAGCCCAUUCUGCGGUUUCUUAUUUUUAUUUUCAAAGAUAAUCAUGGCAAUUUCAAUAAAAAAACAUUGAGUGCUACGAUAUAUUUUAAAAACGUGGCCUACACGACGUUUUGUCUACAACUUGAAAGCUUUGUCUGGUGUUGUUACAAUGACGACUCAUCGAAAUGCAACACUAGACCCGCGUCACUUCGUAAUAAUCAAACCGCUUCCGAUUCUUAAACCGUCGGGAGAAAUACGCCAGGCCCGGAGCAGAACGGUGUGGUCCGCCUGUCAGCCGACCAGGGAGCAGGUUUUCUGGGAUAACUAUCACCGACGACAGUGGCAGCUGAGCCGGCAGGGCUAUAGAGCAGCCCCCUGGAGACCCUAUGAGGAGGUCGGACAACCGCUCUACCUUGAAACCAAGAGACUCAUACUAGAAUCACUGGGACAACCUGUGGAAGAGGCUUCAAAGGCUGAUCCCUUACCAGAAGAGGAUGUGCCUGUUUGCACCACUCCAUCAGAUUCCCCAGGAGCAAACAAGAGCUUGCCAUUUCGUUGCCCCCAGGCAGGGAAGAGAGAGGAUGCAGUAUCUCUUAGGAAGCAUCUGGGACAUACCAGCCGUUUGGUGUCAGCGGUCAGACAGGGCCGGGGUUACUUCCACCUCCUCCAGAAGAAGGAGAAGGAACAGGAGGAGGCGCAGCAGAGGGAGCAGAAGAGGAAAGAGGAGUGGCUGCGUGGCCAGCCCCGACCUCCCUGCUCAGAGUCUGACUCUGACAGCGACUCAGGGAGGAAGAAGGCCCAGUCAGCUCGACCUUUCACCCCCAUCCACUGCUCCCUGACUUCCCCUCAGGCCUCUGAGCCACCACAAGGGCCCAUAUUCCGCCAGCUGUGCUGUCUGAACUGGUUGCUGGAGGCCCUGACUCUGGACAGGACCGGGAGAGCUGGACCAGUCACGUCCUGCUGGGAUCUCAAGGACCCUGGCCAAGGAAAAACCACCCUAAAGACCCUGAAUAAAGAGAGAGCCAUAGAGACCAAAUGGGACCAGUUUGUGUCUCUGCAAAAGCCACGUAGAACAGGCUCCAGGCCCUCCCGCUCCUCCUCUGGUCGUCUGUACCUGUUGAAGGGGUCCUCCCUGAGCGUAGCCUCCUCCUCAGCCCUCACCACCCCUACCCUUCUGGGCAGCCUGUCCUCCCUGGGCCCUGGGAUAGAUGACACUGGAACUACAUUAACUGGAGCUAUAGUGACUGCCACUGGAGCCAGCCAGGAUAGUACGGAGCAACCAGGAGCAGGAGGGGACUCCGAGACAGAGCUGCCCAUGUCAGAGUACCUUCAGAAACUGCUGGAUGAAGUCCACCAGAGUGUCACCAAAGACUUCGGUGAUCCAGAGCAGAUUCAUGGCGACGGCACUUUGACUGUCGGAUACCGGCCACCUACCCAACCCACCCCUCAGAGAGGGGACAACACAACACGCCCCAAGACCAAAGACACACCAAGACCCAAAAGUUGUCCUGCCAAGCCUCUGUCAGCCACCAGUGAGUUGAUCAGCAGUAAGAGGUCCAUGCUGUGGGAUAUGAGGACAGCCUAUGAGGAGAGAGCAGAGGAGCUGGCCCAGAUCUUCAGUGACAGUCUGGACCACAAUGCCAGGAAGAGGCUAGAGAGUGGCAUCCAGAGGUUCCAAGCCCUGUGUCAUGUGACCCACUCUCAUCUCAUCCCUCGUCAUGUGACCCCACGGGUCACCGGCAUGAAACCCCCAGAGACAGACUGCAGCAACAACAACAUGUGGCUGUCCUCUCUACUGAGCAAUCUCCCUCCAGAGGUGUCUCAGGACAGAGGGGUGAGCCGAGUUCUGGAGAAACUCAGCCGCUUCGCAGAUGAGCGGACCCCCAAGGUGCGACCCCAUGUCUUCCUGAAGAUGUUGGGGGGUCUACAGCCCUGGGAGCUCUGCCUACCUGACCUCUGUGUUGCCAUUGAGAUAGCCAGGGAGCAUGUUGUCCAGAUGUCCAGAGAGGACUAUGACUCGUGGCUCCUCUCCAGGGUCACUCUUCCACAGCAGCAGGACCACUAACCCAAACACAAAUACGCUCACACAUUUAAAUACACACCCACAGACACACACGCACACACACACCACACACACCACCCGUACUGCCAUUCACCUUCUGUUAAAGGUCCCCAAAGCACACACAUCCCUGGGUCGCUCCUCUUUUCAGUUCGCUGCAGCUAGCGACUGGAACGAGCUGCAAAAAUCACUCAAACUGGACUGUUUUAUUUCUUCAUUCAAAGACUCAAUGAUGGACACUCUUACUGACAGUUGUGGCUGCUUCGCGUAAAUUAUUGUUGUCUCUACCGUCUUGCCCUUUGUGCUGUUGUCUGUGCCCAAUAAUGUUUGUACCAUGUUUUGUGCUGCUACCAUGUUGUGCUGCUCCCAUGUUGUGUUUCUACCAUGUUGUUGUUGUUGUGUUGCUGCCAUGCUGUUGUUGUUUUAGGUCCCUCUUCAUGUAGUGUUAUGGUGUUGCUCUUGUCGUGGUGUGUGUUUUGUCCUAUAUUUUAAUUUUAUUUUUAAUCCCAGCCCCAGUCCUCGCAGGAGGCCUUUUGCCUUCUGGUAGGCCGUCAUUGAAAAUAAGAAUUUGUUCUUAACUGACUUGCCUAGUUAAAUAAAUAACACACACACACACCCUGGCCAUGGAUGAUGAUGAAACAUACACAAAUAUAGUUGCCCAUAGUCUCUGAACUGACCUAAGGUUAGGUUUUGGGGGAGAUUAAGCUGAUCCUAGAUCUGUGAUCCCACAGGCAACUCCAAUCCAGAGUCUUCCUCCUUUAUAUCCACUGUGGGAAGCCGGGCUCACAUUUCACAUCCACUUGUUCUCCGUUUCCCUUUUGUUUACGUUUCAAACCUACUUAAAUCAUGUCUCCCACGGGAGGAUAAGCUUCACUGAGCCAUCAAAUACCUCCCUGUCCUUGUGACGUCCCCUUAUCCCUUUCUCCCUCCCUCCGCCAGUCCACUCCUCCUCCCUUCUCUUCCAUUCCCACACCAACCUUUCCCUCCCCGUCCUCCUACCAUCCUCUUAUCCCCCCAUCUCUCCAGUUCCCAUCACAUCCACCGCCCUUCCCUCCCCACAAACAUCCCAAACAACAACAAUAGAUAGCGUGUUGUCUGUUAUUGAAAUCAGCCCAGUGCCACGCCCAUACAGGCCUCUGCUCCAGCCUUACCCCAGCCCCAGCCUUGUCUGAUGGAUAGCCCUUUUUUAUUGGGGAAAUAAAGAGCCUGACCCAAUGCUCUUUGCUUCCUGUUAGAUAAAGAUAAUGAACUCUGCCUGGAAACAAUUGUUUGUGAAGACUUUGAGCAGACUAGUUACUGUGAAUGCAGUGUUUCAACAGCCGUCUGUAGAGGAUUUCACAAAAUCAUGAAUGUGAUCAUUAAAACAAUAAUGAUUAAAAGGUUACAAUUAUGUGAUUCUGUCUGUGGCGCUAUAUGUCAUUCAUCUGUAGAAAUAUGACUAAAUGCUGCGAUGGCAAUAAAAUAACUGUUAUCAUCA
Messenger RNA from Oncorhynchus kisutch (coho salmon), 3579 nucleotides. Its product is annotated as coiled-coil domain-containing protein 60. The transcript has 13 exons. Bases 213 to 2108 code for a protein of 631 amino acids. Lineage: Eukaryota; Metazoa; Chordata; Actinopteri; Salmoniformes; Salmonidae. The record is from RefSeq and is a predicted model, not a curated record.